UUCCAUUUCUCUUUAUAAAUUUCUCGUGUGAAAGAGGAAAAAAAAAAAGAAAGCAAAACUUGGCUAAGCGAUUAAAGAUUGCUGAGAGUACACGUUGUAUACUUUUUUCCUUCUAAUGGCGGAGGUAAUCAGCAAAACGAGUUUGUUCUUCCGAGGAGCUUGCGUGAAUCACCACCACCACGCAGAUGACUUCUCCGUCUCGCCGGUGAGUUUCGGUCUCAAAAAGAGUUUCUCUUCUCUCAAGCAGAAGCCUCUUAGAAGCGACUUCUCUGGAAAACAGAUCCUACAGACCUUCAACAGGAGCUUCCGAUCAUCAUCCGUCACCGCUCAGUCAACGCUGAGGAUUGGGACAGCUCAGAAGUGGUGGGAGAAAGGUCUGCAAGAGAACGUGAGAGAGAUCUCUUCGGCGCAAGAGCUCGUCGACUCUCUCGCCGACGCUGGCGAUAAGCUCGUCGUGGUUGACUUCUUCUCUCCUGGCUGCGGCGGAUGCAAGGCUCUGCAUCCUAAGAUGUGCCAGCUGGCGGAGCAGAGCCCUGAUGUGCAGUUUCUUCAGGUGAACUACGAGGAGCACAAGUCCAUGUGUUAUAGCCUCGGUGUCCACGUCCUCCCGUUUUUUCGGUUCUACCGUGGCGCUCAGGGUCGUGUCUGUAGCUUUAGCUGUACUAAUGCUACGAUAAAGAAAUUUAGAGACGCGUUGGCGAAGCAUAGUCCGGAUAGGUGCAGCCUUGGACCAACCAAGGGGCUUGAAGAGAAAGAGCUUGUGGCACUUGCAGCCAAUAAAGAACUCAACUUUAGUUACACGCCCAAGGUUGUACCUGUUGAGAAAGAAGCAGCUAUUCCCACUUCCAACCCGGCACUCCCUGUUCCUCAUCCAUCGAUGAGCGGUAGUGAGGAGAAGACAUUGGUCUCCGCAGGGAGGUGAUAUGGUUGUGAGAACAAAUAAACAUUUCUCUGUACAGUUUGGGUGAUAGUAGUUACUAGCAACUGAAUAUGUAUUGCAGUUGUCUGUUCUUGGAGCAGCCGGUUUAAUGGGGUUUAGUUUUUUUUUUUUUUUGGGAUCCCCCUGAGCAAAACCGGUUUAAUGGGUUUUUCGAAGAGCAAGACCAGUUCGAGUUUUGCUGAGUUCUUAUGGGAGUGAUAGUGGAAGGUCGUGCGUUUGGGCACAAUGGGAAGAAAGCUUUCUACUUCAAUCAGCUUUAGUAGGACUACUUUGGUUUCUUUGCUUGUUUUUUUAUUGCUUAUAAGGUAAUUCUACGUAAACCUUAUCUAAAGAAAAGGAGAGUCUCCCAUCACUAGUGUUGGUGUCCACCAACUGUCUUCAAACCCGCUGUUUAGGGUCCCCCGUCGUCGGUUCAUACUCCGACUUUAGUAUGUUCUUUGGAACAUCAGUUUCAGGGUUUCAAGUGAAGCAUCUCUAUGGGUAUCUCCGCCCCUUUAACACACUUAUCGCUCUACUUUUCGUUUAUUGUCUAGCCGUUGAGAUUAACUCCGGUUGUAAUCGUUUGAACCCGUUUGAUUUUUAGUUUAAUAUAAGCUUUCGUGACAAAAAAAAA
Brassica oleracea var. oleracea is the source of this 1553-nucleotide messenger RNA. Its product is annotated as thioredoxin-like 1-1, chloroplastic. NCBI's taxonomy places the organism in Eukaryota, Viridiplantae, Streptophyta, Magnoliopsida, Brassicales, Brassicaceae. The record is from RefSeq and is a predicted model, not a curated record. Gene Ontology annotation, biological process: cell redox homeostasis. The coding region runs from base 116 to 922 and encodes 268 amino acids. The transcript is spliced from 3 exons.